Molecule: messenger RNA, 2636 nt
Organism: Neltuma alba
Lineage: Eukaryota; Viridiplantae; Streptophyta; Magnoliopsida; Fabales; Fabaceae
Product: putative calcium-transporting ATPase 13, plasma membrane-type
Exons: 2
Coding region: 202-2451 (749 amino acids)
Biological process (GO): calcium ion transmembrane transport
Cellular component (GO): plasma membrane; intracellular membrane-bounded organelle
Molecular function (GO): P-type calcium transporter activity; ATP binding; ATP hydrolysis activity
Source: RefSeq, a predicted model, not a curated record
GGAAGACAGAGCAGACAAUUCGACAAGCUGUCCCAGGUUAGCAAUAACAUCCAAGUAGAUGUUGUACGAAGUGGUCGCCGGCAACAAGUUUCCAUUUACGACAUCGUGGUGGGUGACGUCGUGUGGCUGAAGAUCGGAGACCAAGUUCCUGCAGAUGGCUUGCUCCUGGAAGGCCAUUCUCUGCAAGUUGAUGAGUCUAGCAUGACAGGUGAGAGCGACCACGUAGAGAUUAACGGCGACAAAAACCCAUUUUUGUUUUCUGGGACUAAGGUGGCUGACGGGUUUGCUAAAAUGCUCGCCACUUCUGUCGGUACGAACACAACAUGGGGUCAAAUGAUGGGUUCCAUAAGCAGAGACAACAAUGAAGAAACUCCUCUGCAAGAACGCCUCAAUCAGCUUACUUCUGCCAUUGGCAAAGUUGGCUUGGCAGUGGCUUUUCUUGUUCUUGUUGUUAUGUUAGUUCGCUACUUCACAGGGAACACAACUGAUGAGAAUGGGAAUAAGGAGUUCAAGGGAAGCAGCACCAAGUUUGAUGACAUAAUGAAUGGAGUUGUGGGAAUUGUUGCUGCUGGCGUUACUAUUGUCGUGGUCGCGAUUCCAGAAGGGCUUCCAUUGGCUGUGACAUUGACGCUUGCUUAUUCCAUGAAGAAGAUGAUGGCUGAUAUGGCUAUGGUGAGGAAGCUCUCUGCCUGCGAGACAAUGGGGUCGGCCACAACCAUUUGCACUGAUAAGACUGGCACACUCACGCUUAAUGAGAUGAAAGUGACGAAGUUCUGGCUUGGACAGCAACCUAUGGAAGAGGAACCUUAUCAAUCAUCAGUUCAUUCGGAUGUCCAACAACUAAUCAAAGAAGGGGUUGCCUUUAACACCACAGGUAGUGUUUACAAGUCUAAAACAAAAAAUUCCGAAUAUGAAUUUUCAGGUAGUCCAACAGAAAAAGCCAUUCUUUCAUGGGCUGUUCUUGAUUUGGGCAUGAACAUGGAGGAAUUAACGCAAAGUUUUACCAUCCUUCAUGUGGAGGCCUUCAAUUCAAAGAAGAAGAUGAGUGGGGUUUUGAUUAAAAGGAAGGCAGACAACAAAAUCCAUGCACAUUGGAAAGGAGCAGCUGAGAUGGUGCUCAGGUUGUGUUCAAAGUACUACGAUGCUUCUGGCAAUAUGAAAGAACUUGAUGACGACAAAAAGCUAGUCUUUGAGCAAAUCAUUCAAGGGAUGGCGGCCAGCAGCCUUCGGUGUAUUGCUUUUGCACAAACAGAAGUAGCUGAAGAAGAUGAUAGAGGAAUCAAAGAUAUAAGAGAAGAAGGGCUCACCCUCUUAGGACUUAUUGGUAUUAAGGAUCCAUGUCGUCCAGGAGUCAAGAACGCUGUAAACAAUUGCCAACAAGCUGGAGUGAAUGUCAAAAUGAUCACAGGGGACAAUAUUUUCACAGCCAAAGCCAUAGCUACAGAAUGCGGCAUCCUCCAUCCUAAUCAAGACACAUCUGAAGCAGUCAUCGAAGGUGAGGUAUUUCGAAACUUGUCUGUCGAGGAAAGACUAAACAAAGUGGAGAAAAUUUGUGUGAUGGCAAGAUCCUCCCCCUUUGACAAGCUCCUAAUGGUUCAAUGCCUCAAACAGAAAGGUCACGUCGUUGCCGUCACAGGAGAUGGCACCAAUGAUGCUCCAGCAUUAAAGGAAGCUGAUAUAGGACUUUCUAUGGGGAUUCAAGGCACUGAAGUUGCAAAGGAAAGCUCAGACAUUGUUAUCUUGGAUGAUAAUUUCACCUCAGUUGCCACAGUUCUUAAAUGGGGAAGAUGUGUUUAUAACAACAUCCAAAAGUUUAUUCAAUUUCAGCUUACAGUAAAUGUUGCAGCUCUUGCAAUUAACUUUGUGGCUGCAAUAUCAGCAGGAGAAGUGCCAUUAACCGCAGUCCAGCUAUUGUGGGUGAACCUAAUAAUGGACACUUUGGGUGCUCUAGCUUUAGCAACAGAGAAGCCUACGAGGGAGUUAUUGGACAAACCCCCAGUGGGUAGAAGUGAGCCUCUCAUCACUAAUAUCAUGUGGAGAAAUCUCUUAGCCCAAGCUUUAUACCAGAUCACAAUUCUAUUGACAUUACAGUUCAAGGGUGAGGCCAUAUUCGGGGUGAGUUCAAAGGUAAAUGACACUUUGAUUUUCAACACAUUUGUGUUAUGCCAAGUGUUCAAUGAGUUUAAUGCAAGGAAGUUGGAGAAGAAGAAUGUGUUCCAAGGGAUUCAAAAGAACAGGUUGUUUUUGGGAAUCAUAGGGAUAACUAUUGUGCUUCAGGUGUUGAUGGUGGAGUUUCUUAAGAAAUUUGCAGACACUGAAAGAUUGAAUUGGGGGCAAUGGGGUGCAUGCAUUCUAAUUGCAGCUAUUUCUUGGCCUAUCGGUUGGGUCGUCAAGUUCAUUCCCGUCCCAGAGAGACCACUGCUUAGUUUCUUGAACCUGAAAAAGCAAUGAAUACUUUCUAGUAGAUGAUUAUGAUGGUAUAGUGAUGGGUCAGGUCCCUUUGAGGUACAAAAACACAGUGCACAUUUAAAUACUUCCAGAGGGGGAUCAUAUCCAACUCUUUGCGGUUAGACACGACAGAAAUAACUGGUUUGCACUGUCAUAACUUUAAAUAUAAUAAACUUUUAUUGUACUUU